Messenger RNA from Vitrella brassicaformis, 2054 nucleotides. The record is from the annotation of a GenBank genome assembly. NCBI's taxonomy places the organism in Eukaryota, Vitrellaceae.
ACGAAUCUCAUCUCUGGCUGCUAGUCGUCAACAUUCAACUCAACCACUCAACUCAGGCAGGCACCCUAACUACAGUCCGCGAGACAGGCACACCACACACAUCCCCAUCCCAACGUCACGAGGUGCUACAACCACCACACUUCUCGGCGAUCGACAUGGGCGGCAUAACCAGGCAAGUGUCGCUCAUGGCAGUAGGCCGACCGCCUCAUUUUCCAGUCCAAGUGACCUCAAGAGCUGCCGCACGGCGGCCACCGUAACAGGGAACCGCUCACCGACCGUCGCCCCAUCCGCCACCACCGCCUCGCUCGUCCUGACCACGAUUUGCCCUUCAUAGAGAGACACUGACGCCACGACAGAGCCGCCACCCAGUAGCAGCCCCACAAUUCGCAUUGGUACGUGAAGACCUGGUGGUUCCCUCCACAAUUCCACUUGCAAAUCGAUGACGAACAUGUCAGAUUUGCCGCUGAGGUCAUUCUGCAGCAGGGCACGAUAGCCAGCAUGACGCAACCCCACUGUCACAUCGAGGACGACAUUACCGCGGCCCCGAUAACCGAGCCGCUGCAGCAAAGUGUCGAGGGCAAACUCGCUGAAGGAGCGGUAGAUAUGGUGGUUCGACGAGAAGUCACAGCUGACGGGUGGGUCAGUGUCUCGACAGGUGCGACGAAUGAAUGGAUUCAAGUGCCACAGCUCGUCUCGCCCGAUGACGCGGAACCGCCUCUCUCCGAGACGAUACCACUGCACCGCCCGCCUCCUGUGGUGGAGCACCCAUGCCAUUUGCAAUCCAAAUGCGACGGCAAAAAGAAGAAUGAGCCCGCCAGCCAAGAUGCUAAGCACCAAGGCAGCGAGCCAGCACAAUAUGGUCCGGUCCGAGAGCCGGCCACUGCGGACGGCAUGGUAGCAAUCCAACGUGCUUGACAAGAGAAGCCAAGCGCACCCCACCAGAUAGAAAAAGUAAACGGCUGCAGUCAGGAGUUGCACCAGCGGACGGGUCGGCAAGGCCGCGACAAAGGUCCCCGCUCUGCCGGCCUCGGUGAGGUGAGCGCCGCCGUCCUCGGUGAGGUGAGCGUCGCCGCCGUAGACAUGGCCAAAUAUCUUGUUAACGGCCAUAGCAGCGGGCAGCCGAUGGAAGCUGGCCUUGUCGGGAAGGUGAGCCGCCACUCUCUCAGCCGAGAGUACGAGGGGCAGUGGGCGACCCACACCACAGGCACUCGCCACCCUGAUAAAUGCGGCCAUCAUCCGCCACUCAGCCGCCCGCUCGAUGACGUACGCACAGCGAGCGAGAUACCCGAAUCGCGAGAGGGAUGGUGGGAGUGGAGGGGCUGCGGCAUCGACGCCGCGGUCCCUCUCCACAUCAAUGAGGCCAGUGGGCUGCUGCUGGGCGAGGGAGCUGCUGAUGCGAUGAAGUAGAAACUCCUCAUGGAUCAGUUGAGUGCCGUAAGCCUUGCCGACCACCUGGAGCCGCACGGCAUCGUCAACGGGCAGAAGGGGGAUGACCACACGGGCAAAGACGUCAGCAGGGAGCCCUUGAUCACCGUCAGCAAUGCCAGCGACCGGCAAGGCUGAACCUGGUAAUCAUCAUCAUGAUCACAGGAGGCUGACAGCAUGCAGCUGACGGCCUGAGAGUGCGUUGUUGUCAUGCCAUUUUUCGGGCACCGUUGCAGCUGCAGCUUCAUCGUCAUGGUUUUUUCGGGAAUCCUUUCUCCGUCAAACCUUUUCUCCGCUAGAUGAAGCUCGCCCUUUGGCUCCAUGGAUGGCCUCCCCCCAACAUCGUCCACUACGCUGCAACGGUGCAUCCUCGCCUGCGAGCGCGAGCGGCACGGUCGUUUGGUGCGCCACGUCCUCCGACGACGGCCAGAUCUGCGUCCGGCCAGAUCUUCUCCAACAACGCAGCGGAGGGAGGAGCUUGUUUCGUUUGACGUCCAAGUCUUUGGCAAAGAACGCUCGAAACACCUGACUUGGACGUCCUCUCGUUGCCGCCAAGCCUCUCGUUUCCCUCCUGAUGCUCCCCUCCGUGAGGUCAUCAUCAGGUGCGACCGAGCGAGCCUAUGGUCCAU